UUUUAACCCAAACACUCCUACCUCUUCACUGACUGUCGUCUCCUACCCUUCCCUAGUUUUUUCUCUCUUCAUCAUCUUUCUCACCAACCCAACAACUCUCAUUUCUGCUUCUGUUCCGCUCCUUGAAAGUCUACACAAGCUGCCCAUCAUGAAGGGUGCUAUGCUGAGCGCCAUGCUCUUUGGCGCCUCCGCCCAGGCGGCUGGAGUCCACAAGAUGAAGAUCCAGAAGAUCCCCUUGGAGGAGCAGAUGAAGGCGUUCCCCUUGCAGCAGCAGGCGAAGUGGCUCGAGCAGAAGUACUCGGGAGACUGGAACCCUUUCUCCUCGCAGCAGCAGCAGCAGCCCAUCAGCAUCGAAAAGGGACACCAGGUUCCUAUUGAGAACUACCUGAAUGCUCAGUACUUCUCAGAAAUCAGCGUCGGGUCUCCUCCCCAGACCUUCAAGGUCAUCCUCGACACCGGCAGCUCCAACCUCUGGGUUCCGUCCUCCAAGUGCGGUUCCAUAGCAUGCUACCUCCACAACAAGUACGAGUCCUCCUCGUCCUCGACAUACAAGAAGAACGGCUCUUCGUUCGAGAUUCAGUAUGGCUCUGGUAGCAUGAAGGGCUUUGUCUCCCAGGACACCCUGACGAUUGGAGACAUUACUGUCAAGAACCAAGACUUUGCCGAGGCUACCGAGGAGCCCGGGCUGGCCUUUGCCUUCGGCAAGUUCGACGGAAUCUUGGGCAUGGGAUACGACACCAUCUCCGUCAACAAGAUCGUGCCCCCCGUCUAUAACAUGAUCGACCAGAAGCUCAUCGACGAGCCCGUCUUCGCCUUCUACCUCAGCAGCGACGGAGAUGGUUCUGAGGUCGUCUUCGGCGGCUCGGACAAGGCCCACUACACGGGCAAGAUCGUUAACAUUCCCGUCCGUCGCAAGGCCUACUGGGAGGUCGACCUUGACGGCAUUACUAUCGACGGCGAGACUGCCUCCUUCGAGGACUCUGGUAUCAUCCUGGACACCGGCACUUCCCUGAUUGCUCUGACAACCGACAUCGCGGAAAUGCUGAACGCCCAGAUCGGUGCAAAGAAGGGUUACAGCGGAACCUACACCCUGGAGUGCAACACCCGCGACAGCCUGCCAGACAUCACCUUUGGUCUUGCCGGCUACAACUUCACCAUUGGCCCUUACGACUACACCAUUGAGUCCGGCGGUUCCUGCAUCUCUGCUUUCAUGGGCCUGAACCUGCCUGCUGGUCUGCAGGGUAUUCUUGGUGACGCGUUCCUCCGCCGGUGGUACAGCAUCUACGACAUUGGCAACAAUCAGGUCGGCAUCGCUGCGGCCAAGUAAAGAUUGGGGUUCCAUAUUGCAGUGGGCGGCUCCAACGAGCAUCUGUAAGAACACAAUAGUCUUUUGAGACAAACAUUUCGGAAAGCCUCACUCGGUCUCUUUUCCAACACUAAUAAGGUCUUAUUAAGAGGUGCUCUACCUCAACAACUCCCCAAUUCAUGGGUUUUCCUUUUGGUUUUGUUUCUGGUGGCAACAGAAUGUGUAAGGUAGUUUAGGAUUGCAUUGGUCGCAUAGGUGACAUAGCACAGACACGAAGGCUCGACAAGGCUUUUCAGUCCUCUCACCCAUCUCACAUACCUGAGUUGAGGUGAUGUAGAAGAAGUUAGCUAGAGCAAUUGACAUCGGGGUUUUUUCUUUU
Molecule: messenger RNA, 1685 nt
Organism: Cryphonectria parasitica EP155
Lineage: Eukaryota; Fungi; Ascomycota; Sordariomycetes; Diaporthales; Cryphonectriaceae
Exons: 4
Coding region: 149-1327 (392 amino acids)
Biological process (GO): proteolysis
Cellular component (GO): fungal-type vacuole
Molecular function (GO): aspartic-type endopeptidase activity
Source: RefSeq, a predicted model, not a curated record